Messenger RNA from Chara braunii, 676 nucleotides. Lineage: Eukaryota; Viridiplantae; Streptophyta; Charophyceae; Charales; Characeae. The record is from the annotation of a GenBank genome assembly.
UGACGUGACCUUGGUACACAUGUCCGAUGCUGACAUGGCAUUGACGUGGCAUUGACGUGGCCUUGGUACACAUGUCCAAUGCUGACGCGGCAUUGACGUGGCAUUGUAACGCUGAUGUGGCCGGUGGACCGCUACCUGGCUUACGUGGCACGUUGGAACUUGCGGGGCUGAGUGUGGCAUGUGCGAUUACUGAGGUUUACGCUGUUGCCAAGCAUCAAAGAGUCCUUGUAAUCUGUGGUCCAGGAAACAACGGUGGUGAUGGGCUUGUUGCAGCUCGGCAUCUACGGCAUUUUGGGUACUCACCUGUUAUUUGCUAUCCAAAGCGCACAGACAAACCAUUGUACAAAGGCCUUGUCACACAGCUGGAGAGUCUGCAUAUUCCCUUUGUAACCGUGGGUGAACUGACCGCGCCACUCUCAAGUGACUAUGAUAUCAUCUUGGAUGCAAUUUUUGGGUUCUCCUUCAAAGGAACACCCAGGCCACCCUUCGACAGUGUGCUGAAGAUGCUGGCAGUGCCAGAGGACAAGACGGCUGCAGAUUUGGGAGUUCCCCCCAUUGUGUCAGUGGAUAUCCCGUCUGGAUGGGAUGUGGAGGGGGGUGAUGUGAACUCAAUAGGCCUCAGACCUGAUAUGCUGGUAUGUAGUAAGUAGUAAACCAAUAAAAUUGAAUAAAUAUC